AUAUUAGCAGGCACACGUCGUCUCUAGUUUCAGUGGUAGGAGCCUGGGUUUGCUACGCUGCCAGCAUGAAGGUUUUGCUAAUCCUGGGGUUUCUCCUCCUGCCCCUGGCUGCUCAUGGGAAGAUCUACGAAAGGUGUGAGCUGGCAAGAGCAAUGAAAAGGCUUGGGCUGGAUGGAUACCGGGGCUACAGCUUGGGACACUGGGUGUGCACAGCAAACUACGAGAGCGGCUUUAACACAGGUGCCACAAACUACAAUCGAGGUGACCAAAGCACUGACUAUGGGAUUUUACAAAUCAACAGCCGCUGGUGGUGCAAUGAUGGCAAGACUCCAAGAGCCAAGAGCGCAUGUGGAAUCCAGUGUGGUGAGUUACUGACAGCAGAUAUUACAGCGAGUGUAAAUUGUGCAAAGAGAGUUGUUCGUGAUCCUAAUGGCAUGGGUGCAUGGGUGGCAUGGACAAAGAACUGCAAAGGACGAGAUGUCUCCCCGUGGAUCCGUGGCUGCGGGCUAUAAAGUUAUGGGGUUUACUGCAUCUUGGUUCCCUUAUAAUUAAGGAGCUUUUCACAUGCAGCAAAAUAUUCCCUCUUCUUGCUUCCCUUUUACAAUUAAUCAUGUUCAAAAUGAAACAAAUUCAGGAGAAAGGUUUGCAGGGCAACUGACUGGUAAAAUGCAAAUAUUUUACUCCUUGCCGUGGAUGGUUCCAUGUGACCAGCUGCAGUAACUUAUUUUGUGUUCUACACAGUUUUAAAGAUCUUGUAUUACCUCUUUAUUAUAUAUACAUGUCAGAAUAAGCCAGAUCUGUUUUUCCUGUGAGAUCCUUCAACUACUUUUUUCUGCUAAUUAGUAGCAUUGUGUAAUCUUGCUUGUGAGCUCACAUUCAUUACACUCAAUAAAAUGACAUACUUUGCACAUAA
This is a messenger RNA of Malaclemys terrapin pileata, 913 nucleotides long. Its product is annotated as lysozyme C. Bases 66 to 512 code for a protein of 148 amino acids. Gene Ontology annotation, molecular function: lysozyme activity. Gene Ontology annotation, biological process: defense response to Gram-negative bacterium; defense response to Gram-positive bacterium. The transcript has 4 exons. The record is from RefSeq and is a predicted model, not a curated record. NCBI's taxonomy places the organism in Eukaryota, Metazoa, Chordata, Testudines, Emydidae.